GGCCGCCAUGGCGCCCGCCCCGCCCCCGCCGCCUUCCCGCCCCCGCCGCUUCCCCCCCCCAUGGCGGCCGUGAGGGACGUGGAGAUCGACCCCGAGGGCACCUUCAAGUACAUCCUGGUGCGGCUGCAGCGCCCGGAUGGCGGCGGGCAGCGGGACAUCGUCCGCGGCACCAAGGCCGCCGAGUUCCACAAUCAUAUAUUUGAAAAAGUAAACCCUGAGAUGGAAAAGCUGGGAUAUGAGUGCAAGUGCCUUGGAGGAGGGAAAAUUGAACAUAAUAGCAAAGACAAGAAAAUCAGGGUAUUUGGGCUCUCAACAGGCUAUGGAAAAGCAGAUCACUCAGUGACUGUGGAGAUACUGAAGAAAGAGUAUACAGAUUAUGAAAUUACAUGGUCAGAUGACAAGAAAUAAACUUGUGCCCACAACGAGCAGUUCUAACCUGGUAACUGUGAGCUGUACUUUGAUCAAUAAAAUUGAAUGUGUGUUCUAUGUAUGUAACCAUAAA
Messenger RNA from Sturnus vulgaris (Common starling), 502 nucleotides. Its product is annotated as 14 kDa phosphohistidine phosphatase-like. NCBI's taxonomy places the organism in Eukaryota, Metazoa, Chordata, Aves, Passeriformes, Sturnidae. Gene Ontology annotation, biological process: peptidyl-histidine dephosphorylation. Gene Ontology annotation, cellular component: cytosol. Gene Ontology annotation, molecular function: protein histidine phosphatase activity. The record is from RefSeq and is a predicted model, not a curated record.